UCUACGCAAUGGGCGGUUCAUGAAUGGGUUUUGGAACGGCGUAAGAUCUGGGAGGGGACAUCUGAUAGGCCAGGAACGACGUGUGUGGUGUUGUGUAUGUUCUGGAUCGUCGACACAUGAAUAUAUAUGUUCACUGACAUAGGUGACAGAGGCAGAGAGUAUAAGAGGGGAUAAGAAAGUGACUUCUGCAGGGAGGGAGAGCUGUCGGUUAGCCAUGGGUUUCCGCAAGAAGAACAAGAGCCCACCGGUGCUGAGCCACGAGUUCGUGAUCCAGAAUCACGCGGAUAUGGUUUCGUGUGUGGCUAUGAUCAUUCUCCUUGGACUGAUGUUCGAGGUGACUGCAAAAUAUGCCAUUAUGUUUAUCACAGUACAAUACAAUGUGACUCAAAGUCUUGACGAGAAGAUUGAGCCAGUAAACCUGUACCUGUACGGUCCUAAGGACAUGGCCACUGUGUUCUUCUACCUGCUCAUUGCUGUAAUCCUCCAUGCCUUGAUACAGGAAUACAUACUGGAUAAAAUGAAUCGACGGUUGCACCUGUCAAAAACCAAACACAGCAAGUUCAAUGAAUCUGGACAGCUUGCUGCCUUCUACUUAUUCUCCUUCAUCUGGGGCUGCAGCAUCCUUACAGCGGAGGAAUUUGCAACAAAUCCUACUUUCUUAUGGGAUGGAUACCCACAUACCCACAUGGUCUUUCAGGUAAAGUUCUUCUACAUUUGCCAAAUUGCCUACUGGCUCCACGCACUUCCUGAGCUCUACUUUCAGAAAGUGCGAAAGGAGGACAUUCCCCGCCAGCUAUAUUACAUUUGCCUUUAUGUGGCCCACAUCACUGGUGCCUAUGUCUUAAACCUCCAGAGACUGGGCCUGGUGCUUCUGGUCCCUCACUACCUGGUUGAGCUCCUGUUUCACGCCUCCCGUCUCUUCUACUUCAGCGAUGAGAACAAGCAAAAGGGUUUCACUCUGUGGGCACUUCUUUUUGUCAUUGCCCGUCUCCUCACGCUCACCCUGUCCGUUCUGACAUUUGGAUUCGGGCUGCCCAGGGCAGAGAACCAGGGAUUCUCUCUGGCAGAGGGCAACUUUAAUGUACUUACCAUUAGGAUGACCUGUCUGGCAGCCAUCUGCCUAACUCAGGCUUGGAUGAUGUGGAAGUUCAUCAACUUCCAACUGAAAAAGUGGAGGGAGCACAGUCAGAUCCAAGCCUCCAAGAAGAAGGCCAUCAGCCCAAAGAGCAAGUCCCAGAAGAAGGACCCUUCCCGGAGUGCUGCCAACGGCCUGGUGAAGUUAGAGGAUAAGACGUCUCCCAGGGCGAGAAAGGCCAAGGCCUCAUAGAGAUGUGAAGGUCGAGAGAGGAAGCUUCUGUCGAUGUGACUAUCUUUUCACUAUUUAAGCUAAAGUUCAAACUACUGCCCCAAACUAUCACUUGAGUGCACUAAGAAACCUUAUGUUGACUGUCCCUUUAGGGUUAAAUCUUUAAUGAACGUUUUGUGUGUUUGACCGAAUAUGAUUACUGUUGUGUUCUCUGCAGGAUGGUUGAAAUGAUGAAGAGGUUAAAUGCUUUAACUGGAUAGAUACUUGUUUUGUUUUUUUAAGUGCUUUUUCAGAGAUGAAUUAUCUAUUUGUUGUGUAUUCCAUCAAGAAAGGGCCUUAUUCAUUCAAACCUGUUAACCAGGUUUCGGACAAGUACAAAGACGCUGCUCAUCUUGCUCCUCCAGAUUACAUGGCUGGAUUACUUCUCUUCACAUAAUAGUGUGAAAGGUUUGAGAGGAAACUACUUGCGAGACUGAGCUGGGCCUUUACUUGCUUGGGAAAUCGGAAAACAGAUUGGACUGAGUAUAGGCAGUUGUAUUUUCUCCCUGUGUUUGUUCACUGCCACUAUGUUUCAUGGCCAGUCCCCCUCCAGCCCCCGAGCCUGCUGGGGUCUCUCCUAGUGAGGUGAGGUGCUAUGAUUCUCCCCCUGGCCUCAGAUACUGGGCUGUGUUCACAGGAAUCAGUGAGUUGGGAGUAUCUCUGUCCUGGUAACAGUAAUCUCAGAGGAUAGUCCCUGCCAAACUACUUUGCCUAUAUCUCUCACUAGCUUCAGUGGCCUUUUUGUUUGAUUUUUACAUCUGCUGUAAGAGCUGUGCAUUAUUUAUUUUAGUUAUAUAUACUGCAGUGUAGUUAUUAUUUUGUAUGCUUUGGAAACUUUAUAACCAGCACAGACAGGAUAAAUUAACCCACCAAACGGUACAAUCCUCCUUCAAGUGUCCUUAUAAUGUUUGGCGCAAGCUGUGAGUUCUCCCUCAAGUCUCUUGUGUCUUUCGGUAUUGAGGGCAGACUUCAGAGCUACCCUGUUCUUAUACUGUACAUCCCAACAUUAAAUGGGAUUGUGUGUGUGAGCCUGUGUAUAUGGGUGUGUGUACAGCAAUGUGAUCGUGUGUUAAUGUACAGUAUGUGUGGCAGUGACUGCUCUGCAUGAGUCCGCUUUAACCAUGUUGUUGCUUUUACCUUGAAACUGUUUAAUGGCUAAAAGAACAGUUUCUUGACUCCCUGGGUUAGUUUAUUUUAGAAUCAUUGAAUGUGUUUUGGUUCAUUUUCACUGUGUUCCCAAAACGGCUUUCAUAAUGAAAGCAAUACGUUUCAAGUGUAUUUGAUGGAUUGUUGGUUUCUGUACUCUACUGUGUUUUCAGCCCUCACUCCCACAGCCUGAGUGAGAGAGAUGCUGGGACUUCUGCUUGCCAAUUGUGGGGUGAACAGACUUUUUGCUCCCCUUUCCAGUGAUUCUGACAUUGCCAUUGGACCUUGUUCUCAUGUCAUACUGUAGACUCAAUGCUGUUUCCAUCAAUGGGGGCCAAGUUAAAAAAUUCUGCUUUGUGAAACCACUGUGCAUGUAUGGCCCUUGGUUGGCAAAGCAUGCCUGCUGUCUGUGGAGGGACUGGGGUUCUGGUUUGGUAGUUUGGCAGGCGUGUGUGUGCGAGCGGCGCGUGUGUGUGUGUGUGUGGGGGGGGCAGCGUCAGUGGAGGAAAGAGGGAGCAUCACUUUUAUACCAGCAUGUUACUUUACUGUCUCUAAUGUCAAAGAAAAAAAAACAUUUAUAAGACUAGUGAUACACUAGUAUUAAGAGGGUGUGUCAGAUUUUUAAGCUAUUUUUAUAGAGUUUGAAAAAUCCUGUCAAAAUGUACUUAUUUACUUCAUUUAUGUAUGGACAUUGUUUUGCAUCUGUAUUGGUAUGAGUUGUUUUUAACUAUUGUAUAAUGCAGCUUGCUGACUUGUAAGUGUGGGGUGUGAAUAUUAAUCAAAAGUAAUCAAAUGAGCACUCUUAAGGUAUAACUUAUUUUAAUCCAGGUUUUUCAGUAGGAAACUCAUAAUGAAACAGCAAUCCUGGCAUAUAGUUCAACAAUUUAGUUUCAUUUGUGCCCACAGCAGUUCCAUUCUGCUCUUGAAGUUGAUAGGGAAGCAUCUUUACGUGCUCUUUUGUCAGCUCAGGAACAGCUGUUUAAGAAGCACCCAGAUGAGGUGUUUACCACUCUCAUUGCCUUUUAAACAUGAAAAGUGGACAGGGAAAAGGGUAGAAUGUGAUUACCUUUUUAUUGAUUCAGAAAACUGAUGUCUACACUGAAUUUCUAUUAUAAUUAUGGUCUUUGUGAUCAAAAUAACACAUCAGCCAAACCUCGCAAACAUGCAACAGCAUUAAACAAACAUCACAGUGCAGCAUGAAACAAACAUCACAGUGCAGCACCAAGUGGCCUGAGCAGUGUAAUGGCUUUUGGUCUUUAGCGAGAAAUGUGGACAACUAUUCAACCGUUAACAGGUACAUAAAACAUGUCUGUUUAUUUCACAUAUGCACUGUCCAUAUUUAGUAUGUUACUUUGCUGCUUGCUUAGAUGUUGCAGUGUAUUUCUUUUAAAAUGUGUUGAAAUGCUCUGAUGUAUUUAUGGAAACCUUACAUUUUUAUUUUUGUUGCAAUUUUCAUGUUUCAAUAAAGCAUUUGUUGAUUAUCCUGA
Messenger RNA from Osmerus eperlanus (European smelt), 3978 nucleotides. RefSeq names its product Translocating chain-associated membrane protein 1-like 1-like. The coding region runs from base 215 to 1327 and encodes 370 amino acids. NCBI's taxonomy places the organism in Eukaryota, Metazoa, Chordata, Actinopteri, Osmeriformes, Osmeridae. The record is from RefSeq and is a predicted model, not a curated record. The transcript has 11 exons. Gene Ontology annotation, biological process: SRP-dependent cotranslational protein targeting to membrane, translocation; protein insertion into ER membrane. Gene Ontology annotation, cellular component: endoplasmic reticulum membrane.